UCACAGAUUGCAAUGGAAUUUCUGGUGUCUGAUGCUACUGUAAAGUGUCUUCUGGGAUGUCUUCAGUGAAGCAGGAAGUGCUACUGAAUUUCAGAGAGACUACAAAAAAGUUUUAAAAUUAAGUGUGGAGCCUCAAAAUGUUAAAGACAAUGGACACUAAAAAACUGAUUGGUAAAUCCCUUCAGCCAGCAAGACCUGCACGCCACCUGUCUUCACAGCAUGCUUCAACAAUUACUUUCAACUUCCAACCUGAAUUUCCAUGCAGCACUCAAGUAUGUUUACGUAGUGAAGUUAGCUGGUGGUAUGAGGCUACUGGAAUGCAGGUCUUAAAUCAAACUGUGAUCCCUAGUCAAUCAGAGUGCCAGGAGUCUGAAACCAAGAAAAAAAGAAUUAAAUACAGCAGAGAUUUCCUCUUGAAGCUUUCAAGUGUUUCGCUCUCUCAAAAGAAGCCGGAAUUUCUUCCUGAUCAUCCUAUUGUACUUGAAAAACCAGAAAAAAAUAUUUUAUUGCCUUAUGUAAGAAAUGACAGGUCCUUUUGAAGAUAAGAAAUCCAUCUUUUGGACAGCUAACAAUGAAGUGGAUUAAGGGCCAGAUUUUUAAAGGUAUUUAGGUGCCUUAAGAUGCAGAUAAGUGCUUAGUGGAAUUUACAGAAGCAUCUAGGUGCUUAAAUACUUAAAAACAAACAAACGAGGAAAAAAAAACUGGUCAUUAGUCAAGAACGCCAAUAGAAUGUAAACAAAUUACAAUGGAUGUAAAUUUGUUUAUUUAAUUAUCAAAAGCAAGAAGUGUUUUCAGCACUGACAAACUCAGGUUCACUGAAUCAACUUCAAGAUUUGUAGAACCACCAACUUUAAACCAGUAUUUCUGACUCAGAUUUUGUUUGCAAUAUUCAGAUUUUCAUUAGCUGUAAUAAUGGAACAGAAACACAAGUUGUAGUAAUUCUCAAACAUGACUUACAUCCAAGUAUAUUAAUUCUUGUAUUUUGAAAUUGACUUUGAUUGCUUUUCAGUAAUUCACAUUGACGCUCAGUGACCUCUUGCAUUCUGUGGCUAUACUACUAGUUUCUUUCAAGAUGUUUAAUAUCUUGACGUUUUAGUUUCAUUGAAAGGCAGCACAGUUUCCAUAAAACUAGAAUAUCCACCCAAACAAUCGUUGACUGUACAGGGGAGCUGCCUAUAGGGCAGUGGAUUUCAGGAACUGCAAUACUAACUAGUGUCAUCCAAUUAUACUAUUUUUCCAAAGUGAAAAUGGGAAGUGGUGACAAUGAAAAAUUGCAAGAAUCCUUAUCGGAAGUGCAUGCUAGUGAAAGUCUUGUAGUUGUUUCAUUAAAUAAGGAUUGUAUAAUGAAAAGAAGCCUCAAAGUCUUUUAGU
Molecule: messenger RNA, 1371 nt
Organism: Mauremys mutica (yellowpond turtle)
Lineage: Eukaryota; Metazoa; Chordata; Testudines; Geoemydidae
Gene: C2H8orf88
Product: chromosome 2 C8orf88 homolog
Exons: 6
Coding region: 138-539 (133 amino acids)
Biological process (GO): negative regulation of translational initiation
Cellular component (GO): cytoplasm
Molecular function (GO): eukaryotic initiation factor 4E binding
Source: RefSeq, a predicted model, not a curated record